AUGAAUCAAGAAGAUAAAUUGUUUGAACAAGCUUCUAAUUAUCUAACAGAGCACGACAUUCGUUUACCUGACAACAAGAAAUUACACUUUUAUGGUCUAUUUAAACAAGCUACGGUUGGUGAUGUCAACACGUCAAGACCUUCACUAUUUGAAUUUGUAGCCAGAGCAAAAUGGGAUGCUUGGAAUAAAUGUAAAGGCUUAAGCCCAGCAGAAGCCAAGUUAAAGUACAUUGAAAGUGUCGAAGAAUUAAACGUUGGUUGGUCUCGCCAAGGCCUGUACGAGUAUACUCCUUCUGAAGAGGAUCCCCAUAACGAGAGCUCUGCAGGACUGGGCCCCGCUGUUAGUUGUAUGACUUAUGAUAGUGAAGAGGAAACAGAUGAUGUAUUCGGAUAUGCUCGGCAAAAUGACACCGAAAACCUACUGGCAGCAAUCAACACAGAUAAAGAUUUGCUAUACGCAAAAGAUGAAGAUGGUUUAUCUGUUCUUCAUUAUGCAGCUGACAGAGGCUACUUGGAUAUAGUCAAACAUUUAAUUGAUGCUGGAGCAGAUAUUAAUAUUCAAUCUGAUGAUCAAGAAACACCAUUGCAUUUAGCAUGUAUAUCAGAGCAAUUGGAAGUAGCCAAAUUACUGAUUGAAAAGGGAUGCAACCGGGAUUCAAAAGAUGCCGAAGGAAAGACAGCAUUUGAACAUGCAGAUAAAUCAUUUAUUGAACAACUCAAUCUAUAA
Rhizopus microsporus ATCC 52813 is the source of this 726-nucleotide messenger RNA. RefSeq names its product ACBP-domain-containing protein. Bases 1 to 726 code for a protein of 241 amino acids. The record is from RefSeq and is a predicted model, not a curated record. NCBI's taxonomy places the organism in Eukaryota, Fungi, Mucoromycota, Mucoromycetes, Mucorales, Rhizopodaceae. Gene Ontology annotation, molecular function: fatty-acyl-CoA binding; protein binding. The transcript is spliced from 6 exons.